This is a messenger RNA of Enhydra lutris kenyoni (northern sea otter), 544 nucleotides long. RefSeq names its product glucokinase regulatory protein-like. Gene Ontology annotation, cellular component: mitochondrion; nucleoplasm; cytosol. Bases 56 to 544 code for a protein of 162 amino acids. Gene Ontology annotation, molecular function: enzyme binding; carbohydrate binding; fructose-6-phosphate binding. Gene Ontology annotation, biological process: glucose homeostasis; response to fructose; negative regulation of glucokinase activity. NCBI's taxonomy places the organism in Eukaryota, Metazoa, Chordata, Mammalia, Carnivora, Mustelidae. The transcript is spliced from 6 exons. The record is from RefSeq and is a predicted model, not a curated record.
GAAGGGUUUGUGUGGCUGAAAACGCAGGCACGACAAGGGUCCACAGUGUGCGACCAUGCCAGGCACAAAACGGUUUCAACAUGUGAUUGAGACCCCAGAGCCUGGCAAGUGGGAGUUGUCUGGGUAUGAGGCAGCCCUGCCAAUCACAGAGAAGUCAAACCCACUGUCCCAGGACCUCGAUAAAGCAGAUGCCGAGCAAAUUGUUCGAUUGCUGGGACAAUGUGAUGCUGAGAUCUUCCAGGAGGAGGGGCGAGUCAUGCCCACAGACCAGAGACCAUAUAGUGAAUCAAUUCUGACCACCAUGAUCCAAGUGGCUGGCAAAGUUCAGGAAGUGCUGAAGGAACCUGAGCGGGGGCUGGUGGUGCUGAGUGGAGGGGGCAACUCUGGCAGGAUGGCGUUUCUCAUGUCGGUCUCCUUCAACCAGCUGAUGAAAGGUCUAGGACAGAAACCUCUUUACACCUACCUCAUUGCAGGCGGUGAUAGUCUGUGGUGGCAUCUAGGGAGGGGACAGAAGACAGUGCCCUGCACAGGAUUGAAGAACUGA